AUGGUAUUCGGCCACUUUACUAUAAUUCAAGGACUUUUGAGCGUCGCAAAUUAUGCCUUGAAGCUCCUUAAAAAGGAGCCCUAUCUGACAAAACCGAUUGAGGUUUCAGCGAGCUUCAUUAUCCGCUUGGCUGUUGAAUUAUUCGGAUCCGAUAUAUUACCUUACCCGCGCGCCUCUUGCUUCCUCCACUACAAUGAGAAUUUGGUGUCCGUAUUGAAAAUACUCUCUUCCGAAAUCGGUAUUGAGUUGGACCAUAUCGACCCUCGGGAGGUUUUAAGGGGUUCCAGGAGAUCUGUGUCCAAUCUUCUGGAGAUAAUAACUGCUUUCAUUCUUCACUGCGUCCGUGGAAACCUACUGGAUUUUGACGACGUCCCGCAUUCUGCCGAAUCGUUUAAGAAAAGCGGAACCGUUGAGGAAUCCCCACUCGGGAUCGAUCUUUCCCAUUCUCCCGAGUUACCACGGAGCGUUGGUAGAAUAUACGCUGCUCCACCGUGCGUCCGAAAUCUAACCCAUGGCAGCCCCACAGUUACAAAGUCAACAUGUGAUGCUGGGCUCCCGCGAACGUUCGCAACCGGUGACACCGCGACCCAACAUAGUAGGGUCACCCGCAUUUCUUCGGACACUCAGUCCUUGUUUACCUCUGGCAAAGCUGACUUGGCUAUAAAGCAACAUACACCAUCACCAGGCUCACGUUAUCCUCGCCUUCCAUCAAUUUUAUCGAUGCAGUUGCCAGUCUCGCCUCCAACCACUCCAAAAGACGCUGACAAUAUUAUGGAGAUUGUA
This is a messenger RNA of Opisthorchis viverrini, 783 nucleotides long. RefSeq lists its product as hypothetical. The record is from RefSeq and is a predicted model, not a curated record. The annotation marks the transcript as partial. Lineage: Eukaryota; Metazoa; Platyhelminthes; Trematoda; Opisthorchiida; Opisthorchiidae. The transcript is spliced from 3 exons.